UCUUUUCAAUUCUGCUAUUUGCCUCAUGGUCCUCCAUUCAAGUCCUUUGCCGUGACGAGUUGUGACAAUCCCCCACCCCGCGUCGCUAAGAAAUUCUGCACGGUGAGGGAAAAAUAUCAGUAUAUGAGAACCUUUGUCUCUUCUAUUAUCUCUACGGUUCCGCAGGGAUCUUAGUUCUUCAUCAUCGAAACGGCUCCAAUGGAGCCUUCUGCUAAACGCACCAAACUCAGCAGAGGAGAGGAUGAUUACUUACCGGGAAACAUUAUCAAGAUCGAGCUUUGUAAUUUUAUGACAUUUGAUGAACUGAUAGUCAAACCUGGUCCUCGUCUCAACCUAGUAGUGGGACCCAAUGGAUCGGGGAAGAGUUCUGUGGUCUGCGCGAUUGCUCUUGGUCUUGGCGGCGAGCCUCAGCUACUUGGAAGGUCUUCCACUAUUGGUGCAUAUGUGAAACGUGGAGAGGAGUCUGGUUAUAUUGGAAUUUCUUUGAGAGGUUAUGCUUCAGAGCAGAAGAUUAGUAUCAAACGAAAGAUAGACACGCAUAACAAGUCUGAGUGGAUGUUGAAUGGGAAUGUAGUGUCAAAAAAGGAUGUAGUCGAAAUAAUUCAAAGGUUCAAUAUCCAAGUCAACAAUUUGACCCAGUUCUUACCCCAAGAUCGGGUCUGUGAGUUUGCUAAGCUUACUCCUGUACAACUUCUAGAGGAGACCGAAAGGGCGGUGGGUGAUCCUCAACUACCAAUCCAACAUCAUUCUCUUGUUGAUAAAAGUCGUGAAUUGAAGAGACUUGAAGUUACUGUCAAGCAAAAUGGAGAUACCUUGGAUCAGCUGAAAGCACUUAAUGCUGAACAAGAAAAAGAUGUUGAGCGUGUCCUUCAAAGAGAAGAACUUCUGGCAAAGGUUGAAUCUAUGAGAAAGAAGUUACCAUGGCUUAAGUAUGAUAAGAAGCAAGAUGAAUGGAAGAGAGCAAAAGAGGUCGUGGAUAAUGCCAAAAGAGAACUGGCUGAAGCUGUUACGAUUGCAAAUGAUCACAAAGAACGUUUAGAGGAACAAAAGCAAAGGAAAUUAAAACACGAUGGCAACUGUAAAAAUGAGAGAAGGCUACUUAGUACCAACAUUGAGAUUCGCAAGAAGGUCCUCGAUGAAGAAUGUCGUUUGGGGGUUGAAGUAAGGGGAAAAUAUAACCAUAUGGUAGAGUUGAGGAGGGAAGACCAAUCUCGUCGGGAAAAAAAUUUAAAAGAGAAGAAAGCUCUGGCUGCUGAUGAGAUAGAACUUGCGAACAUGCCUACACAUGAUGAUCAUAAUGAUAAAAUUGAGACUCUAAACCAUCAAAUAUGGGAUAAGGAAUCUUCUGUAAAUGAAAAGAGGUUGAAUAUAUCGGGCAAGGAAAAAGCUUUAGAUGAGAAGACAGAGGAACUGGGAAAAUGCCUAAACAGUCUGAGGGGCAUGGAAAGUGCAAAUAAUAUACUUUUACAGGCUUUGAAAAAUACUGGAGCUGAUUAUAUAUUUCAGGCUUAUCACUGGGUACAGGAACACCGCCAUGAGUUAAGCAGGGAGAUCUAUGGUCCUGUCCUCCUUGAGGUUAAGGUUCACCAACCUGUUUAUGCAAACUACUUAGAAGAGCAUGUGCCUAAAUAUAUCUGGAAGGCCUUCAUAACUCAGGAUUCCACUGAUCGGGACAUCUUGGUUACAAACUUGACAAAAUUUGAUGUUGCUGUUAUAAAUUACGAUGAGGCUGGGCGCAGUAAUAAAGCUGCAUUUGCAGUUUCUGAGGAGAUGCGCAAGCUUGGCAUCUACUGCAGACUUGACCAAGUUUUUGAUGCUCCUAAUGCUGUGAAGGAGGUCUUGACUAGUCUAAGUGGGCUGGAACAUGCAUUUGUUGGGACCAUGGAAACUGAUAGAAAGGCCAAUGAAGUACAUAGGCUCGGAAUUUUUGAUCUUUGGACUCCUGAAAAUCACUAUCGGUGGAUUCGCUCUAGAUAUGGUGGCCAUGUUUCAACGAGUGUUGAGCAUGUGCCUGUUUCACGGUUGUUUCAAUCUAGUGCAAAUGUUGGGGAAAUUGAAAAGUGUAGGUCCAAGAUAGAGGAGCUGAAAGGGAUCAUUGCUACGCUAGAAGAAAGUUGUGAAUUGCUUCAGGCUGAAUUGAGAUAUCUGGAGGAUGAUGCCAGUGAACUUUAUAAGCAGCGAGGAGAGCUUAUUUGCUCUAAUCAGCAGCAUAAUAAAAAACGGCAUGCCUUGGAGAGCCGUAUUGCACAAAGGAAAAGGAAAAUAUUAUCUCUAGAGGAGGAGGACUUGGAUACAAUUACAAAAAAGCUAGUUCAUGAAGCUGCUGAAUUGAACCUGCAGAGAAUCAAAUUUGCAAUUAAUCUUAAAAAAUCACUUAUUGAAGCUGCUUCCCACAAAUCGAGCUACACCAUAAAGCACAUGUCAUCCAUUGAGCUCGAGACAAAGAUAAAGGAAUUGGAAAUUGAUUUCAAGCAGAAAGAAAAGUUCUCUCACCAAGCAUUAGAGCGCUAUAACUUUUGUAAGGAGGAGUCAGAAAAUCACAGACGGGAGUUGGUAGGUCUUAAGAGAGAAGCUGAAUCAAUUGCUGCCAUUACUCCGGAACUUGAGCAGGAAUUUCUCAAGAUACCUAGUACUAUUGAGGAUUUGGAGACAGCUAUUGAAGAUAAUAUUUCAGAAGCUAAUUCUAUUCUUUUUCUAAAUCAAAACAUUCUGGAGGAAUAUGAAAGCCGUCAGCGCAAGAUAGAAGCCAUUUCUAGGAAACUUGAAGCUGAUGACCAGGAACUACAAAGGUGUUUAGCAGAAGUUGAUGCCCUGAAGGCAUUGAUGCAGGAAAAGUGGCUCCCAAGAUUGAGAAGCCUUGUUGCAGAGAUAAACAAGACAUUUAGUCUUAAUUUUCAAGAAAUGGCGGUUGCUGGGGAAGUUUCAUUAGAUGAACAUGACACGGACUAUGAUAAAUUUGGUAUAGUUAUAAAAGUGAAGUUCAGGCAAACGGGACAGCUUCAAGUAUUGAGUGCUCACCAUCAAUCUGGCGGGGAGCGCUCAGUUUCUACAAUUCUCUAUCUAGUUUCUCUGCAAGACCUUACACAUUGCCCAUUCCGUGUGGUUGACGAGAUAAAUCAAGGAAUGGACCCUAUAAAUGAAAGGAAGAUGUUUCAGCAGAUAGUUCAAGUGGCCAUGAAACCCAAUGCCUCACAAUGUUUCUUACUUACACCAAAGUUGUUGUCAGAUCUGCAAUACAGUAAUGCAUGUUGCGUCUUGCAUAUUAUGAAUGGACCUUGGAUUGUGGAGCCUGCCAAAGUGUGGCGCAAUGGCAAAUGUUGGAGUACAGCUAGGCUAUUUGCAGAGCAAGAGGAUGUCGAAGGGCUCACUACACAGCAGCAAUACAAUAUUAAGUUGAGGACUACUACGGUUCCACAGUAGUCCAAAUGAUGUGGUUUCCUAUAGACAACAGAAGUUCUAGAUUCCAUAAUAUUGGGCUCAGUUCGAUUUCGAUACAGUUUAAUAAAUCGUAAACAUAUAUAAUAUAUACUGAGAUAUUAUAAUAAAUGUGUAUUCUCGGUUUGGUCAAGGAAUUGAUAAUUUGGUAUAGUUCGGUUACCGACCAUAGAUGCUAAAACCAUACCAUACCAAGUUAGAUUCAUUUUCUUGAUAGCUAAACUGUACUGAUUCUUAUUUGGUUCGGUAUGGUGGUUUUAGACAAUCAGUUUCGAUUCGAUUCCAAAUUGACACCCUUACUCAAAACACAAGCAACAAACCUAUUUUUUUCAAGUUAAGACUUAACAUGUAUUAUUUUGCAAGGAAAUUAUGAACUUUGGGUGCA
This is a messenger RNA of Macadamia integrifolia, 3820 nucleotides long. Its product is annotated as structural maintenance of chromosomes protein 5-like. The transcript is spliced from 30 exons. Gene Ontology annotation, cellular component: Smc5-Smc6 complex. The record is from RefSeq and is a predicted model, not a curated record. Gene Ontology annotation, biological process: double-strand break repair via homologous recombination. The coding region runs from base 199 to 3420 and encodes 1073 amino acids. Gene Ontology annotation, molecular function: ATP binding; ATP hydrolysis activity. Lineage: Eukaryota; Viridiplantae; Streptophyta; Magnoliopsida; Proteales; Proteaceae.